This is a messenger RNA of Botrytis fragariae, 1062 nucleotides long. RefSeq names its product putative metalloproteinase protein. Gene Ontology annotation, molecular function: metalloendopeptidase activity. Lineage: Eukaryota; Fungi; Ascomycota; Leotiomycetes; Helotiales; Sclerotiniaceae. Gene Ontology annotation, biological process: proteolysis. Bases 1 to 1062 code for a protein of 353 amino acids. The transcript has 3 exons. The record is from RefSeq and is a predicted model, not a curated record.
AUGAUUUCCAAGAUUCUCCCAGUCGCCGCUCUUGCUGGUGCAGCUAUGGCUGCCACCAGUUGCCCUCUCUCAGUUGAGAUUGCUGGCACUGCCGAUCAUGUUGCUCAAGUCGCAAUCACCAACACUGGUGCCGAGACCCUCACUCUCUUCAAGGGUAACACCGUCUUGAGUGAACACGCUACUUUGGACGUCGUAGCUUCUACAGCUGAUAAGGAUCUUGAAUUCAAGGGAACUUAUGUCAACUACAAGCGUACUGGCCUUGCUGCUGACAUGUUCCAAACUCUUCAACCUGGCGAGACAGUAACAACUUCUCUCAAUGUAGCCAAGACCUACAAUCUUGAAGGUCUUGAGACUGUUGAUGUUACCGCUAUCCAAGGUUUCAGAUAUGUCAUUGGAGAACGUGCUCCAUCUGCUUUGAGCCAAACCACUCUUUGCGACGCUGUCACCUCCAACACUGUGACUAUUACCCCUGAUCAAAGCAAGGUUGCAUCUGAUCUCGUAAACAGAGAUGAGCCAUUCAAGUCACGUAUCUCAAAGCGUGCCGUUACCUACAGCAGUUGUACCACCGCUCAAACCACCUCCCUCAAGACCACAGUCGCUGAUGCCAUCACAUUGGCUACCAAUGCUUACACUGCUGCUGGUACUGCCGCUGAUUAUUUCACCACCUGGUUCAAGUCUACCUCCGAGGAGACUGCCGUUCGUGCUAUCUACACUGAUGUCAAGAACGUUCAAACCACAUCCCCAAAGAUCUCUUGCACAGAUACCUACGGAGAUUGCGCUGACGGAAGUGCCUUGCUCUACACAGUUCCCAGCGCCAACGUCAUUGUUCCUUGCCCAAACAAUGGAUACUGGGGCUUUGAUGAGUACUCACCUACCUGCACUGAUUUCGAUUAUGACCGUGCCGGAAGUAUCUUGCACGAGAUGACUCACUUGUAUGGUACUGAAGAUUGGGCUUAUGGACCAACUGCUGCCAAGGCUUUGACUGCUGCUCACGCUGCCAACAACGCCGAUACCUACGAGAUGUAUGCUGGAUCCGUCAGACUCGGUGGAUGCACUGGUUAA